UAAGCUCGUAUCUUAUUUUUGAAAAAAUAAAUUUAAAUAAAAUGUUGUAUUUGGACAACCGAUACUAGAGGAUUUAGUAAAGGGGGGUUUUGUUUUUUUUUGUUUUUUUUUUCUAUGCGGCGUGAUGAAGAAAUCCAAUGCUACGGGAGAGUAACGAAAGCAUAGAAAUUAAGAGAAAGUGAGGUGCCUUAUGGGGAAGAAGAAUUGGAGGGAUUAAAUUUCUAGGGUUCGCGACAUUCAUUUUGGAGUGGUGAGCGAGUCUCUAAAUUGGGCGAAUAGUUGAGAGUUUGAGGGGACCAAAACAAAUAUUCUGGAAAGUCUAAGAGUGAGAGAGAGAAUUUACGAGGCACGGGUAGCAAGUUGGGGAGGUUGUUCGAGUGGAGUGCCGAACGCAUGAGGCUGCGGAAAUUGGUGGAAAGAGUUGAGCAGUGAGGAAAAGCUAAUUUUCCAGAUAUGGGGAGCUAACUUGUAUGUAUUGUUGUUGACGGUUUGAAUGCCCAAUUCUUGACGGAAUACGACCUUGAUGGAUAACUUGUGAUCUGAAAUUGAGAGCGCCUCGAGGAGCUUCGAAUCCAAGUCCGACCGGUCUACUCAGUCAUUUCCUCGGAGUGUCUUCCAUUUUCAAUUUUCCGUUUAUGUUCCAUGAAUUACAUCAAAGCAUGUUCGAGGAAAAACGGAAUUUUGACAUUGCAAAAACGACACUUUCAGGUCGAUGCUUCCAUCAUCAAGACAGGCUUCGAUCCCAACACGUAUCGUUUCAACUUUCAAGUAAAGAAUCAUCUCCUACAUGGGGAUUUGGGUGCAGCACGCAAACUGUUUGACAAAAUGCCUCACAAGAACAUCAUCUCCACCAACACUAUGAUCAUGGGUUACUUAAACUCUGGCAAUCUUUCCACUGCUAGGAGCUUGUUUGAUGGCAUGGUUAAACGCUCGGUUGUUACCUGGACAAUGCUCAUUGGUGGCUACGCUCAGAACAAUAAGUUUCGCGAUGCUUUCGGUCUCUUCGCUGAUAUGUGUAGGCACGGCUUGGUUCCGGAUCAUGUCACCUUGACGACUCUCUUAUCUGGGUUCACUGAGUUUGAAAGUGUCAAUGAAGUCGCACAAGUGCAAACCCAUGUUGUCAAAUUGGGGUAUGAUUCCACCCUCACGGUUCGCAACUCGUUGCUUGAUUCUUACUGUAAGACGCGUAGCCUAGGUUUGGCUUGUCACCUCUUCAAGCAUAUGCCGGAGAGAGAUAAUGUAACUUUCAAUGUGUUGUGGACGGGGUACUCCAAAGAGGGCUUCAAUCAUGAUGCUAUCAACCUGUUUUUCAAGAUGCAGAAUUUGGGGUUCAAUCCCGCUGAGUUUACUUUUGCUGCGGUUUUAACUGCAGGCAUACAGUUGGAUGAUAUAGAAUUUGGGCAACAAGUUCACAGUUUUGUGGUGAAGUGUAUGUUUGUGUGGAAUGUGUUUGUGGCUAAUGCUUUGCUUGAUUUCUACUCCAAGCAUGACCGUGUUGCUGAAGUGAGGAAGCUUUUUUAUGAAAUGCCAGAGGUGGAUGGUAUCUCUUACAAUGUGAUCAUCACUUGUUGUGCAUGGAAUGAAAGAGUGGAGGAAUCGCUUGAACUUUUCAGGGAAUUACAGUUUACAAGAUUUGACAGGCGGCAAUUCCCGAAUGCUAGCCCCUCUCUCGUCAAUUACACAACUCCAGAAUCAUCUGCAUUCCUAUCUGCUCCCGUAUAAAACACAUGUUAUACGAUUAUUGCAACAAACACACGGAAAUAUAGGUGAGCUAUUGAAUAAACACAAAGCAUUAAUCAGAAUAUAAUAAUUAUAUGGAAUAAACACAAAGCAUUAAUCAAAA
Messenger RNA from Vigna angularis (adzuki bean), 1843 nucleotides. RefSeq names its product putative pentatricopeptide repeat-containing protein At2g01510. The transcript has 2 exons. The record is from RefSeq and is a predicted model, not a curated record. Bases 643 to 1722 code for a protein of 359 amino acids. NCBI's taxonomy places the organism in Eukaryota, Viridiplantae, Streptophyta, Magnoliopsida, Fabales, Fabaceae. Gene Ontology annotation, molecular function: RNA binding; protein binding. Gene Ontology annotation, biological process: RNA modification.